Messenger RNA from Camelina sativa (false flax), 391 nucleotides. The record is from RefSeq and is a predicted model, not a curated record. NCBI's taxonomy places the organism in Eukaryota, Viridiplantae, Streptophyta, Magnoliopsida, Brassicales, Brassicaceae.
UUCACGUGACUCCACGUGAUCUUCUUCUUCUUCUUCUUCUUACAAUAUAUGAAAGCCCUAAGUCUUCAGAAUUGGCCGCCGCUUAGUUCAGUAUCGACUCGAAGAAGGAAGCAUGGUGGGAUUUAAGAACAGAUACAUGUUGAUGGAGGUAUUUAUGGAUCCAGACAAGGAUCUUCUCGGGGAAGGAACACCGAUUAUUCUUACACAGUUCAAUCUCUCCAAAGCAAUCAAAGACAGCAUCCUCGUCAAUUUCGGCGAGUGUGGUCUAGGUUCGUCUAUGGGAUCCUUCCAGGUGAAAUACGUGAAUCCAAUCACAAAGCUAUGCAUUGUUAGAUCAUCAAGGGAGGAUCACAGACAAGUUUGGUCGGCAAUCACGUUGGNGAAACUACCA